Messenger RNA from Lytechinus pictus (painted urchin), 2826 nucleotides. RefSeq lists its product as uncharacterized. Bases 254 to 2752 code for a protein of 832 amino acids. The transcript is spliced from 7 exons. Lineage: Eukaryota; Metazoa; Echinodermata; Echinoidea; Temnopleuroida; Toxopneustidae. The record is from RefSeq and is a predicted model, not a curated record.
AACAGACGUUGGGCUAGAAUUCAGAACGUAUGGAUUAUUAAUUGCUCUUGGUUUCGACAGACUGAGGGAUAUUGUCACGUUGGAUAUGUUUAUUGGAAGCCUUCGGGUCCACUGCGGCUCUUCGACUGCUCUUGCCGAUCUUCAUCAUGUUCAUGUUAUUCACGUUAUAGGGCCAAUGUCAUUAUGUGCAGAAUUCGUGUGGCUAUUGCAAUUGUUUUGAGUUCCUGUUUGAAUGAAAUAGAAAUCUUCCACCAUGCAUUGGCUUCUAUAUUUUACCUUGAUCCUGAUGAAAUGUGGCGAUAUUGAGGUCAAUCCUGGACCAAGCAGCAAUGUCAGUGACAAGGAGCUGAUAAAGCUGUCAAAGCGAAUUGCACCGGGAAGCUAUGAUGAGUUAGGUGUUAAUCUCGGGUAUUCCCUCGCUGAACUUGCACAAAUCAAACAAUGCGCCAUAGAUACCAAGGAUGCAUUGAUCAAAAUGUUCUGUGGAUGGAGGGAUAAACAACUUCCAGGCACAAACAUCAGGACUCUUCUUGCAGAUGCAUUACACGAGAGUGAAAUGGGUUCCCUUUCCGAUGAUUUAUUGACAGGAGCUCCAGUCAAGACAAGUGCACCCAUGACAAUACAAGGAUCAAUCAUCCAACCACUUUUCCCUGACCUGAUCAAGAGAUGUAGAGUUGAGCUCCAAUUCAAGUACAGGACUGAUUUCUGUAUGAUAAGAGCCGACCCACUAGAUCCUGAUUCUGUUGUUCCAUUCGAAGAUAUGUACACAAACCUUUUUCUGGAAAAGGAAAAUAAAAACGAAAGGAGUCAAAUUGAAUACAAGGAUCUCUUUAAUCUCAAAGUCAAUGGAGAGUUCCCCAAACGGAUUAUGGUCCAAGGAGAGGCAGGGGCCGGGAAGACAACAUUCUUGGCUAAGAUUGCAUGGGACUGGAUAAACGAUAGUCCAGAUCUGUCAAAGUUUGUGUGGGUACUUCUUAUCCGUCUGCGUGAAGCCAAGCGAUACACAAUAGGUAAGAUAGUCAAAUCAUAUCUCUCAAAGGACAACCCAGCAGCAGCCUGCCAGAUCACUGAAUACAUCCGUUCAAAUCCAGAAAAUGUAUUAAUUGCCUGUGAUGGAUUAGAUGAGUUUAGUGGCAAGAUUAUACAGGACACUGAAACCAAACAAGAAAUAGAAGGUGCUCAGCCAGAAGCCAAAGUAGGAUCUGAAACGAGUCCAGCAAGUGCAUCUUUGAGCCAACGAUUCGACCCAGAAGCAAGUGCAAAUUCUGUUGCGAGAGGUGAUUUUGUAGUUGAAGAUGUUCUCCGCUCAGAAGAAGUCCGUACUUGCCCCGUCAUUGUUACAAGCCGUCCAUGGAAGGCCAAUAAAAUAAGAUGGAACAAUAGCUUAAGACCACUAUACACAUUCAUCCAUGUGGAAGGCUUUAGCAGGGAGAAUGCUAAGGUUUACAUUCGCAAUUAUUUUAAAGACACUAAGGCUACAGCAGAUGAAUUCAUCCAAUUGUUUGAAAGCAACGACAUCAUAUCAGAGAAUAUGGCGCCAUAUCCUAUCUACAUAUCUAUGCUCUGUCACAUGUGGAGAGAAAUUGGUGACAGCAAGAAAGAAGAGUUGAAGUCUUUACAAACCUUUUCUGAAAUAUUCCGUGAAGUGUUUGAAUUCCUCAAGGUGCGUUAUGUCCAGAAAGAGAUCACAGAUUUAGGCAGCCCAUUGUUCAAUACACGUCGCUUUGAAAUCGAGAAACUCAUGGAACCAAUUGCUGAGGUUGCUUUUACUGGACUACAAUCAAACAACCUAAUUUUCAAUGAAGAAGAUCUUGGACAGAUCCCAGACUCUUUGAAGACAGCAUGCAACGUAGGGGUGUUAACACAGGAGAAAAGACUGUCAUCAAUACAUGACAAGAGCAGUGCAUUCUUGCAGUCAACAACCUUAUUUCCACAUAAACUAUUCCAGGAGUACAUGGCUGCAGUCUAUCUUGCUUCUCUGUAUAAUUCGAAUCUCAUUGAGUUUAAGAGGCUGUUUGAAGAAGUAUUGCUACCUAGGAAGGACGAGUUUAAGUAUCUCCUGUUCUUCACUGUGUCACGGGACAGGAACAUUGCCGAAUAUACGACCACGAGUCUGUUACGACAGUAUACCUUAAAGCAAUACGACGACCCAUGGCAGGCGAUGAACCUCUUGGUUGAUGUAGCAUUUGAGAGUCAAGAUGAAGAUACCAUUGCCCUUCUAAGGAAUUCGGUAUCAUCUAAGUUGAUUAUCAAUGCUGAGAAUGCACACACUGUAGCUGGUUAUGCAUCCACUGGGAUAUAUUCAAAAGCAAUCAAAAUAGAUUUUGGUACUUUUGGAUCUCGCUACGGACCAGGUAUAUCAAACGAGGUUGCAGUGAUGGUAUGCUCAGCACCAUCUCUAACGAAAGUUAAACUGUGGGGGAUAUUUCACCCUACCUUCUAUGACACUCUUGCCAAAGAAGGAAGGAAAACCAAAGUCCAUACUUUCGAGAUAAGGAAUUUUCAGCCUCUAUCAUCAGCAUCUUCACAUCAGCUAGCAGAAGCUAUAUGCUCCCUACCUGACCUGGAUAACCUGACACUAAGAGGAGAUGGUUUCCAAGAGGAGUUUUAUUCUCAUCUUAAUGCAAAGGCUUCAACCCUAAAGGUAUGCUUCCCUCAGAUCAGCGAAGGAAAAUUCAAAUUGAAUGGAAAGCUUCACAAGGAUCCUGAUUCAUUCUUAGAAUCACUCACUUUGCUGAUGGAAAAACAAUAAUCUAACCAAGCUAAAGGUUAGCUCUUUACUCAGGCUGAUAUACAACCUCGAUAAUUCCUACACUGGUCAUGAAA